CAAGCUUGGCCACCUGCAGGGACUUUUAGGAGCUGAAGUCCAAAACACCUGCAGUUCUCAGGCUCUGAAGAAAAGAAAGUUAUGCUUGGUCUUCGCUCCUCUUUCCCAUUGGGCGAGAACAGACCUAGGAGGGCGGGGCUACACUCAACCAGCCAAUCACAAAAGGGGACGCUUUGGAAUUUUUUUGGAACUCUCUUCUAGGGCUUAUUCCAGUGUCCUCCUGAUCAGAAGUGGGUGAAGUCUGGCCUGGGCAUCUAAAGCAGAUAACAGACCUGAGAGAUUUCUCCCAUAACAUUGGAACGGAUCUGGAAACUGUUGUUUACCCUUUGGAGUUGAUUGUGGGCACCAUGGCACCUGGGCAGAUUGUAGAGUCGCUUUAUCAAGAAAUGACAUGUCCCAUCUGCCAAAGCUACUUCAAGGACCCGGUGAUUCUAGACUGCGGGCACAACGUCUGCCAGGGCUGCCUCAACCCCCACCAGAGAGGGUUUGGCAUGACUGCCUGCUGCCCACAGUGCCCAGAAAGUGAUCAGCGGAAGAGCUUCAGGACCAACUGGCAGCUGGCUAAAGUGGUGGAGCUGGUCAAGAAACUCCAUGGAGAGAAGGAAGCUGAGCAGCAAGUGUGUGCCAAGCAUGAGGAGCCCCUGGAUCUCUUCUGCAAGGAGGAUCAGGUCCCCAUCUGCGUGAUGUGCAGGAGGUCCAAAGAGCACCGAGAGCAUGACAUUUGUUCCAGGGAGAAGGAGGAGGAGGAGGGGGAGGAAUCGGCGACCAAGGCAUAUAAGGUUAAUUUCAAUCAGGCAAUCCGGUACUUAAAGAUGGGAGAGGAGGAACUGAUGGAGCUUUGUCUGGAAAAGGGGCUUGACAGGGAAGGCCUCAGCAUUGAUGAAUUGAGGGUCAUCCUCAUCCAGCAAGCCAGCCAGCUGGAACCAGCCACAGUGAAGUCCAAUGCCAAGAGGACACAAGCCUGUGGGCCAGAACUCCAGAUGCAGAAAAACAGUGAACCAAAAGAGAAAACACAAUUCAUAAAGCUAAGGGUGAAGCAAAAGGAGCAGCUCACAGCUCAAGCAAAUGAGAGGAAGGGUGAACUCGAACGUGUGUACCUGAAGGAGAGGCAAGCCAACGAACCUAUCCCUUGGGUCUUCCCAUGUUUUUCCCCAGGGGAAAACCCGGCAUGCUUCCUUGCCGCCUUUGAGAGGACCUGCAAGCAGUGGAACAAGUCUAGAGAGGACGCUAUGGAAUAUCUUCCUGGCUUGCUCAGAGGACGGUUGGCAGAGGUGUACCAUGAGAUGUCCAGCCAGAACCCUGUUACUCUUCAAGCCUUCAGAGAGGCCGUCUUCAAGCAGUUUAGCUUCGAUCCUGAUCACUUCUGUAAGGAAUUCUGGGCCUUGAAACCCCAGCAUGGAGUCUCCUUACUUGAAUUUGGGGCAAAACUAGAGGAAACAUUGUGCUGGUGGCUGGAUAAUGCCAAGGCUGAUGAUCGGGAGAAAGUGAUCCGCUUGAUGGCACUGAACCAGUUCUGUUCCCAUCUCCCUGAUCAUAUAAAGCAUUCUGUCAAGGCAAAAGCCCCAAAGACCAUCUCCCAGGCAGCUCAAAUUGCAAACCAACUGAUGCUCGGUCGAGAAGAACAGCACCAGGUGAGCCAAAAUGUGGCCAAUUCGCAGGAGUUUAAAAAGAGAGCCUGCCUCAAUUGUGGGGAAAGGGGACACUUGAGGACUAGUUGCCCUUCCUCUUCCAAGAGGGUAUACAGAGUGACUGCAUUUUCCAUCUGUGGAGAGGAGAGGAGCCCCACUGAUUCUGCGAUGCAACCAGUGUUACUUGGGAACCAGCUAGUGAUAGCACUGUUGAGCACUGGAUCAGAAUUCUCACUGGUCAGCUCAGAUUUAGUGUCCCCAUCUGAUAUUAUCCCUGGGGAGUCUGUUGAUGUCCAGCCAGUAAAUGGCAGCCCUUUCUCCCUUCCAGUAGCAUGUUUGCAGAUGAACUGGAGGGACACAAAUGGCCUUGUGGCUUUCGGAGUGACUGAGAAUCUGUUUGUGCCUCUCAUUUUGGGGCUAGAUAUGAUACUCAAGAGCUGUGGCCCUUUCUCCUGGGGUCCUGAAGGUUUCAUAUUCUCCAAGAAACCUAAAGCCACCGAUUCACAGAAGCCUACCUCGUAGAAGCCUCAGGUGGGAAAAAUCUGGCUCCCAAAGAGAAUGUGGUUCAAGAUAUGGAUGGCUUCUUCUGUGAGGUAGUUAACUUUUUACUUUAUUUUUAUAGUUAUCUGAAGUAUGUGCCUUCAUUACUUCACACUUACUAAUGUCUGUUGUUACUUAUUUAGUUACAUUUUAAUUAUGAGCUUUUGCAUACUUUUUAUUUGUUUGUAAAGUUGUAAACCAACCUGCCUGCAAAACAACUGCUACUAAUAUCA
This is a messenger RNA of Anolis sagrei ordinatus, 2401 nucleotides long. Lineage: Eukaryota; Metazoa; Chordata; Lepidosauria; Squamata; Anolidae. The record is from RefSeq and is a predicted model, not a curated record.